Molecule: messenger RNA, 8983 nt
Organism: Myripristis murdjan (pinecone soldierfish)
Lineage: Eukaryota; Metazoa; Chordata; Actinopteri; Holocentriformes; Holocentridae
Product: SH3 and cysteine-rich domain-containing protein 2-like
Exons: 10
Coding region: 462-1979 (505 amino acids)
Biological process (GO): skeletal muscle contraction; positive regulation of voltage-gated calcium channel activity; positive regulation of protein localization to plasma membrane
Molecular function (GO): protein binding
Source: RefSeq, a predicted model, not a curated record
UACACCUGGCCGGCAGCCCGCCUCCUACUACACUAUCCGAGCGUUUUGGGGGAUUUGUUUAUGAAAUUAUUCUGAUAUUUUCACAUCGGCGUUGCUGUUUCUGGCUCAAACACAUUUGGCGCCUGGAGGACGGGAUUGUGCCACACCGGAGCUUUUCGGCAGGACGAUGCAAGUGUUGGCUACUUCCACUGCAGAUUAGCCGCACACUUGCCUGUCAUGAGCAGAAUAUAAGCCUGUUGUGCAUGUGUGUGUGUCUGUGUAAAUCGGAUUGUUCAUAAAUGGCCAUCAGGCGUUCACCUCACCGCGUGCGCAAAUCCCUGUGAUGUGGAUGUGUCCCACUUUGUCAAGCUUUUAUAUGGCUGAAGCCGGACGUUCCCUAUCGAAAGGUCACACUUUGAGGAGUUAAAAGUUUCUAUUCUUCUUUUUUUGUGCCAUAAAAUACAUUUUCUGUCACACUACAAAUGAUGACUGAGAACAAUGAGAUGGACAGCGACCCGCAGCUCCAGCGCUCUCCAAGCACCAUGUCCAUCCAACCGGUGUCGUCCAAGCUCCAGAGACUGAAGCGCUCGCUGUCUUUCAAGAGCAUCAUGCGCAGUAAGAGCGUGGAGAACUUCUUCCAGAGGUCCUACAGUGACGCGCGGCUGCCCCCGGAUUUCAUCACCGACCCGCCGCCCCCCUCCCCACCUCUGCUGCCCGGUUCCCCCCUCGUCGGCGAGCGCUCCCCGUCCAUUUCCCCGUCGCUCAGCCCGAACCCGUCCGUCUGCUCCCACUCCCCGUCUCUCAGCCUGUCUCCAUCGCUGCCCACCAAGCCUCCGAGGCCGCAGAUUACCCACUGUUUCCAGGAGCACGUUUUUCGCAAGCCCACCAACUGCCAGCACUGCAAGCACAUGAUAGUGGGUAACUCCAAGCAGGCUCUUCGGUGUAAAACUUGCAAGAUGGCUGCUCACCUGUGGUGCACUUCAGAGCUGUCACAGCAGCCGUGUUACGGGAAGUCCGGUGCGUUCAAGCGGAACUUCAGCUCGCCGAUGCUCGUCAACGACCAACUGGCCGUCGUCAAGGAAGUCCAACCGAGCCAAGAGGCCGGGCGGGCGCGCGUAGACCCUGUGUACGCUGCUUUGCGCUAUGGGACGUCCUUGGCACAGAUGAGCCGCUCCAGUUUCGGCAGUGUGUCAGAGUCACCAACACGCAGCCUGGGGGAGGGAAGUGAGGACAGAGAGCAGAGGCAGUGCAGUAUGGAGGAAGAGAUAACUCCAGAGACGGGGGGUAAACAAUGCCAUAUGCCCAUGUCUCCUUCUGUAUGGAUUUGCAUAUUUAUAUUAUGUGUAUAUAUGUGCUUACAUGUGCACACGCAUAAGUUAACCUGUGUGGUGUGUGUGAGCAAGAGAAAGACACUGACAGAGGUUGUGGAAAAUUACAUGAAUGAUUGCAUGAGUGAGUGUGUGUGUGUGUGUGUGUGUCUGUGUGUGUGUGUGAGGCUUACGCUUUCUAAGCAAAUUUUCUUCCUACUGUCAGACACCGCUGUCCCUGAGAAUGAACCAGAAGAGGAGGAGAAUGCAGGCAGUGGGCAAACGCAGACUCCUGCAGAGGAAAGCAGUGUGAAGGUGCCCAAGCGAAUUGAGGUUCACGCCAUCCACACCUAUGUAGCGCUCUACAAGUUUCUGCCUCAGGAGCAGAAUGACCUGGAACUACAUCCUGGUGAUCGGGUGCAGGUCACCGACGACUCUAAUGAGGAGUGGUGGAAGGGCAAGAGUGGUGACAGGGUGGGCUUCUUCCCUGCUAACUUCGUCCAGAGGGUCCGACCCGGGGAGAGGGUGUGGAGGGUCACUCAGGGUGUGCAUGGCAGCCGAGAACUGGGCCACAUGUCUGUGAAGGAAUCUCAGAUCUGUGUCGGGAAGCAAGAGGACUGCGACGGCUAUCUGAAGCUGAGCAGUGGGAAGAAGAGAGGGCUGGUUCCAGCUGAGUCUAUAGAGGAGAUCUAAGGCUCUGUUCGCACGUUACCAUCCCUCCAUUUGCAUCUCCCCUUCCCCGGGGGCCACCCUGACUUUCAAGUUAUCACUGUCACCUUUCCCACCUAUCUUUGGCUAAAUGAUAGCUAAAGACUCUCCAAGCCAUCCAAACUGACUUAAGCCAAUCAAGCACAGAUGAACUGGACAGACACAGACAUUCAGAGAGAGAGUUGGAACAUUGGCCCAGGGUUUCUGCCAAUGAACUCGGGUUUUCCAGGCAACUUGGUUUGCUGUUCGUCUCUGAUAGAGUGUACUACAUGUAUGAAGCUAUGGAUUGUCAUCCUGCUCCAGGGAAGUUUCUCUACUGACUGGUCAUUCACACUUUAGUGUUUGUGUAGGCUUACGCAUCCUCCCAUCUUUGAAAUCAGAAAUCAUUGUGUAGUCAGGCAAACGGGGCACAAAUCAAAAGUAUUUUAAAUAUGGUUGCUGGAAGUCUAUUCAGAUUUUGGUUUCUUUUAUCAAAAUUUUGCUUCUGUUGUAGGAGGAGGUGGCUAUUACAUGGAUCAGGAGUCUUGUUGGUGGAACUUGAUACACCUAACAAUAUCUUUUUCUUUAUUUGUCCCACUCUCAAUCUGUUAUAUUUCACACAGGCCUCGUUCUCCGGUGGUGCUCUGUUGAUAUAACCAUUCAUCUAUUUGCCUCAGAACACUGAAAUUUGAUGCACUUAUGCCAAUCAGGGGUCUACCCUACGAUAUCUAGCCAUAGAGUGGUUUACCUCUACUCUGCAUUGACUUUCCUUCAGAAUGAAGACAAUAACAUUGUAGGAGACGGCAUUUUCUGACACUAGUAUGGCCUGAUGUGACCUGAACUGGUUACUGCCAUAAACCACUGUGACCACCGCUCCAAACACCUCAGUGCCAGGCUUGCAUCUCAGGGGAUAGCGGUGCUGCAGGAAUGCGCUGACUGCAGGGUCCUGCAAGGUGCUGGUAGCACUGGAGCCUUUAACUCUGCCCCCCAGACCUAAAUUGGUAAGUCAACGAGGCAGAAUGUCACAAGUCCUCCAAGGUAGCAUCCUGCUCCUGUACUUUUCCACCGGCUAUCUGACUCCUCUCUUCACGUGAGAGAAACAUUAGUGGCUGGUCAGCUGUCUUCUCAAAGCCCCAUCUCAAGCAACCAUCUGGAUUUGAGCAUUGAGGGUAGCGGGAUGUCUUGUUAGGUACCAGCUCAUUCAAGAAUCACAGGGAAAAGAUUCAUUACAUUUUAAGCAAAGUCUUGCCAACAAGUUCACCAACAGCCAAGCACGUUUCUUAGUCAACCUUCCCUGAGGUAUGGCACUUGAGCAUCUCUGAGAGAGACAGGAGACAGACAUGAGUGGCGAGUCUGAACAUCUUGUCCUUCCAACAAAAGAGUUUCUCUUCCUCUUCUUCCUAUGCCCAUUCUCAUGAUGUUGCCUGUACAUUGUCAUCUUUGUGUUAAACAAGAGACAGACAUGAACAGAGGGCUGUCUCCCUCAGGGCCCACAAAACUCUGUUCGUUAGGCUUCAUUUUUGAGCACCAUAAGCUCUAACAGAGAAUCCAUUUUGUCACACCACUGCCGUCUCUCUGUUCUCCACACUAGGGAGGCACAUGCUGUCUCAAAGCUCCCUUUCUCACAGCCCUGAGAGUGUUGAGGAUGGUGGACUUGCUGACUCGUACCCACCCCACUGCCUACAUGGCAGCGGAUGAAGGCAAGACACCAACUCGUCAGCAAUCAUGGGCGAAAUCCUGCUACCAUCCUCACACAGCCAGCUUGGUUGAGAACAAACCUCUUUGGCAGGAUCUGGAGUGGGUCCUACUUCCCAGCUUUAACUGAUAGUCAGCAACAGCUGCCGAGCAGACUCACCCUCUCCUCAGCAUACCUCCCUUCUACAAGGGAGGUAUGCUGCACCUUGCUUGAUGUCCCAUUUUAGCUCCCUAUUCAGGCUGUCCCACAAAGUUCAAGUGACCACAGCGGUCCUGCCCCAUUGACACCAUCCAGGUAUGGGGGUCCUGCCACCAGCUUGCAUGGACUUAGGGAUUGUUCUCAUCCUGACCACCAUCUAAGAAGGCAGCCAGACUGUGCAGAUUGCUCAAAUAAUGAUGGGAAAAUUAUACUGCUGCAAACAACCAGCCCAGCUGGGAAUAGUCACACUGAGAAGAAGCUGAGAAGUCACACUGUUUUUGAUUCUCUCCACUUCUAAUUGAUAACAGGUGACAUAGCAGAGCUUCACUCAGGCAUUACGAGGAUAUCUAUGAGCACAGGUGGCAUAGAGCUGAGGCCGGACCACCAUUAUUGAUGCUCAGGUGUUAUGGGGAUGUGUUUGAAGACAGGCCGUUCUUUAUUCAGCCAUUGUUGGCCAGCAUGCUAGCGGCACCAGUGGUUGAGCAGUUUUUCUCCAGCACUUUCAAAUCUGGCCUGUCAUGGACCAACCUGCUGUCACCAGGCCGUUUGGCAGUGAAAAGGGCCGCCGUCAUGUACAUGCACAUCCUUGCCUCCACCUCUGAUAAAGUUUUUUCAUCAAUGCUGGAGCUGCUGUGUUCUAAAAGAAAUGAUGGGCACAACAUUUUGACUGAGCAGUACAGACCAGUUUUGCAAUAUCCCACUUCCAUUCACCAGAGAGAGACACUCAUGUCCUCACCAGAGAGCCAAACCACUAUUCAAGAGCUAUUACAAAAAGAGGCCAUUUGUACUUCUGGCAGAAAAUGGGGAGAAGAGCCUGUAGUUAUUUUGUGCUUCUCAAGAAAACUGGAAACAGGAGACCGCUGCUAGGGGAGAAGGCCUAGAAACUUAAAUGUCUCUACCUGACAUACUAGCUGUGUCCCAAAAGCAUGCUGCAUACUACCACAAAACAGUACCUACUGUAUACUCAUCUCCACAGUAUACUGUUUUAGCAGUUAGUGUGGUAGAAAUAUAAUAUACUACACCAUUUUUACUAAGAGAAAAUGAGAAAACACAACAAACCUACAUUAUGUGACCUUCUGAAGACUUUGAUUUUGAGAUUUGAUUUUGACAGCUAACAUACAAAUACAAAAAAUAAAAAAAAAUGUAUGUUAACUGAUAUUUUGGUUUAUUUGAUGAAAUUCUCAUUUACUGCCUUAUGAGUAGCUCCUCCUUUUCCAUAACACACUGCACUGUGGAGCAAUAUUUUCUUGUAACUGCACACUCAAAAUACUGAGCCAAUUGAGUAUAUAUGUUGUCGUUCUUAAGUAUACUGCAUUUUCAUACUUUUACUCUGUGAACACACUACAAAACGUGGUUACGAUGAGCAUGUCUUUGGGACACAGAUAUUGACUUUUUUCAGAAACAAGAUAUUGAAGCAUCCUAUUAAAUAUUGCUGGAGAUGGGGGGGCUGUUAUAGUUCAUCUCUAUUGCCUCACACAGAGGCUAUUCCACAUGCACACUUUAAAAAAGCUGUUUGAAUUGAUCCAACCAGUGGCAAAUGAAUGGACAAGUUCUCCCGCUGCUUUGCCACCAGGAGGUCCAGGUCCUCUUUUAUUCAGACACCCUGAUUCUCAUGGCCAUUUCCAAACAGAUCAGAUGGUGCAUCAUCUGAACAAGUUAGGAUUUGCAGUCAGCUGGAGGGAGAGCACACUUCAGCCAAGCCAGCAAGCUCCAUAUUUUGUAGUGCAACUCGAUUCUGCCACGUUACAAGCCUGUCUGUUCGAACCUGGACAGAAGGCUAUUAGGAAAUAUUAUUUCCUUCCAUGGUUGAUGUCCACCGAUAGAGACAAUAUGGAGCCCCUGAGAGAGUGAGAAGCUAAAGAGAAGCUGGCUUGGAUGGCUGAGGACGGCUGAUAGGCUGAGCACGUGCAUGCAAAUUUCAGUGCGCUGAGGUGACUAGGUGAGUGGUUAAACCAAUAAAGCCCUGUUGAGAGGGCUCUGCCACGACCACAGGACUGCAGUUACCAUGCAUAACUAUCAUUCACCCCCUAUCGGUUAACAUCAGGUUGACUAUCAGUUCACAUCAUUUAUGUGGACUGUCUGGCACACAAUGUGAGCCACUUGUCAAGGACGGCCACUGCCAGCCAGAAAGACCUAUAGUCCUUCAGAGAGUGAGCAGAAUUAUGUGUCAUGAAUACACCGAAUCUUAAUAAUGUCAACAGUGUCAGACUGAAUUAUAACUAUACAGGGCUCCAGACAGAAAAAAAAGAGAGAAAUCAUUGGCUCCCAGACCCAAACUAUUUCUAAAAUAUUUGAAAAUAUGAGAAUCCCCUUACAUGUCAAAUGUGAUAGAAUAAAUAUAUAUAUAUAUGUGUUAUCGUGCACACUUAUGUGAUAUGUCCUUCAGUGUUCUCUCAGGGCUGCCUCACACUGCCUUUUCUCUCCCCUGUCUGUGGAGUCUGCUGUUGUCUCCUCCGUCUGUCAUUGUCUGCGAUGUCUUCUGCACUCUCUUAUAUGUAACACUAGAGUAAAUAACCAGGCUUAGGGAGUAAUGGAAUAAAAAUACAAAAAAUGUAUACCUAACUGUAAUUGGUUACAGCUGCAGUUUAAAAUAGUGUAAUAAGACUAUAGUUACUUUUUUAGAAAUAUUAGGAUUACUGUGGGGGUUAUUUCAAACAUUAUUGUGUAUAUAUUUUAUAUUUUCAUCUAUGUUUUCAUCUGUUCCGUUCUUUUGCAGUUCACUUGUUGCUUCUUGUGCAUAUGCCUCAGUCACUGUAGACAGGGCGGCUGGACACAAUUUUUCGAAAUGUAGUUCGGCAGGGAAGACUUCCUACUCUGCCUCUGAUUGGCCAAACCUAACCCAGCCCUAACCCUGACCAAGGAAGCAACCUAACCAACGAAUCAGAUAGGGCCACGCUACAUUUCAAAAACUGGCGAGUAGAGCAGGAGCAGGACAGUACAGGAGUGCACGCAAAAGUAUAGUAGCAAGGGACAGUCACCACUGGCAAGAAAAAAAACUAGUUGCAAAACAAAAAAAAACUUUCUGUCGCCGUCUGGAGCCCUGUUAUAUUUAUCAAUGUUGAGAAUCCAGAAACAGGGAAAUGUUCAAUACCAAAGUGGGAGGUCUGGGAGUCCUCCCCUUGUAAAUUUUCAGACUCAGAGUCUUAAUUUCCUGCCUCUACUGGCUUUUUUUUAUAUAUAAAUAGCCAUGGAAAUAUAGCACAAAAAAACUGCAUCUGCCUCUUUCCUCGAAGAACUUGUUUUAUUUAAAAACUAUAAAUCAAUUGACAGAGAUAAAGUCAUUUCACCACCGUGGUCCAAAUAGAAAUCAACUCAGCAAAUGUUGCACUUUCCUGUGAAACUUCAAGUCAGGAAGCUGAAUUCAUCCUUCCCAUGAUAGUUUAAACUUGGAGAUGUGUGUAUUUUUUUCACAUGCUAUAGGCAUGUUUAACUUAAACCACCACUGAUGUAAUAAUGCAACAACAUUUUUCAUGUAUUUUGGUGGCUGUUGAGAAACAGCAGUGAUAGUAUAGAGCUAUGUCUUACUUUAUUUGGGGUGUCAGCCGUGCCUCGGCAUCGUCUUUUUGGCACAGACAUUUUGGCAAGGCUGACAUUUAAAAUGACAACCAACAAACUGAUCGCUCACAAAAUGGAUGGGGCCUGGAUUUUUUUUUUUUUUUUUGCAUUAAUAUUUUUAACAGUAGUAAAUGAGCAGAUUUUGAGAGUUGAUCAAAAAAUGGGACAAAUGAGAUCACAGGAGAACAUCAAAGGGGAGGCAUGAAAAUCGGAAGCCUCGCAGAAAAAUGAAGAGGGUGGGCAACUAAGAUUAGAACCUCUCAUUUGGCUUGUGGUCGUGAACGCUGAGCGAACAAGUGUCAACAUCUUGCAAGUGUAAAAUACAAGUGAUGAAAAUCUUUUUUUUUUUCCACAUAAGGGAGCUCUCUGGGCUUAAAAUGGUUGGUUAAGCAGGGAGCUGCUCCAGAGCAGCAGCGGGGGUGGCAAGUGUUGUACUGCCUUUUAACAUGCCUUUGCUAGCACCUCACCACCGGGAAAUAAACUUGGGCCAGUCUGCCAGAAAAAUAGAAAAAAACAAAACACAAAAAAACACAAAGGAGGAGAUCGUUUUGACUGUGACGAAGAGUCCAAGUUCCUCUGGCAGCUUGGAGGAAAGAGACAGAGGAAGGAGGCGAUGGAGGAGUGACAGGCACGUUGAACCAUUAUGAAUCAGUGUGUCUGCAUGCAGGUGAUGUUUUACCCAUGGGUGCAUGAUUCAUCAGUGAUCAAAUGCUAGCCUGUCAUCUCCAUCCUCCGCUCCCGUUUGCCCUCUCUUGUCCUCUGUUAUUGAUGUGACUGGUCAGCUCUGACAGCAAGUACAAGGCACAUAUUUUUCUGCGUGUCGGUACGCUGCUGACAAUUUGGACUCGCAGACACUGAUUAUUUAUUGACUGGAUUUCUUCUUGAGAGGAGACGUUCCAUUUCCAGAGAGGUGGAUCCAUGCAUGUUCCCUUGUGGAAAAAUGUGGCAUUGAAGCACAGAACGCAGUGCCAGCUGAAUAAUGGCACUGCGAUUAUUGAAGCUGAUUUUUGUCUGUCUUUUUCUGUGCGGAGAAAUCUAGCUUGAUGUGUUCCUUCUUGAGUCCACAUUUCAAUCUCAACGAUUUUAGGGACUGCGACAAACAGGCUUUGUCUCUUGGAAUAAAGAAAUCGGCACUUUAUUUUGUGCUAACUGGAUAAGUUCUCGUUUUUGUUGAGGUAUCUCCUGAGUAGUGAUUGCUGUUGUGUUCUACUUUACCUGCUGCGUUACUUCACCAUGUACAUUUUUACUCAAAGGACUGUUGGUUUGUCUGUGUUGAUCAGAUGUUUGUGACGCUGAAAAUAGGAAUAGACGGGGAAAAUAAGCGAAUAAAAGAGAUCAUGAACUAUAUGGCAGAGCUGGAGAAAAGCUAUGAAAAUAAAACUGAGUCGAUUGUUAAUUUUAUCCAUAUAGGCAGUCUGUCACCCUGCAUUGCACCUAGUUUUAUGUGGCACCCCAUGUUCAUGCCUGUGACACUGUAACAUGUAAAUUAUGUGUAUGGAUGUAAUCUAAGUUCUGAAUCACUGGUUGGCCACAUACCUCAAUAAAAGAUCUUUUCGAAACA